Messenger RNA from Procambarus clarkii (red swamp crayfish), 5857 nucleotides. RefSeq lists its product as uncharacterized. The record is from RefSeq and is a predicted model, not a curated record. Lineage: Eukaryota; Metazoa; Arthropoda; Malacostraca; Decapoda; Cambaridae.
UGUACAGUGCGGAAUACGUUGCAGGUUGUGACGUCAUCAGCGGGUUGGUCACUGACUGAAUCGUCUGACUGGAGACCAACAGGUGCCAACAGGUACUUCGUUAGUCUACCAUCAAAGUCAGCUGGAGGAUAUAGGUGCUCUACUUUUAACUGCGCUUGGAAAAUAGAGAAAACGAAACCCAAGGCACAGACUGCUCUACACGGGGGCUUCGACAGGUCACCCAAACAACUCCACAAAGUGAAGGAAGUAAAGCGGCCGUGGUCUACGUACUCAGGCGGUGGAUAUGGACACCUUAGUCGCCUGCGUCCGGUAAAGACAUUUUCUGCUCCUUCGAGACCUGUCUCACAACCCCAGGGAUACCAUGCUCCAUCUUCGAGACCUGUCUCACAACCCCAGGGAUACCAUGCCCCAUCUUCGAGACCUGCCACUCAAUCUCAGGGAUACCAUGCCCCAUCUUCGAGACCUGCCACACAAUCCCAGGGAUACCAUGCCCCAUCUUCGAGACCUGCCACACAAUCCCAGGGAUACGAAGCCCCAUCUUCGAGACCUGCCACACAAUCUCAGGGAUACCAUGCCCCAUCUUCGAGACCUGCCACACAAUCUCAGGGAUACCAAGCCCCAUCUUCGAGACCUGACACACAGUCUCAGGGAUACCAUGCCCCAUCUUCGAGAACUGCUACACAAUCCCAGGGAUACCAAGCCCCAUCUUCGAGACCUACCUCACAGUCUCAGGGAUACCAAGCCCCAUCUUCGAGAACUGCUACACAAUCCCAGGGAUACCAAGCCCCAUCUUCGAGACCUGCCACACAAUCCCAGGGAUACCAAGCCCCAUCUUCGAGACCUGCCACACAAUCACAGGGAUACGAAGCCCCAUCUUCAAGAUCUGCCACACAAUCCGAGAGAUUUGAAGCCCCAUCUUCGAGACCUGCCACACAAUCCCAGGGAUACCAAGCCCCAUCUUCGAGAACUGCCACACAAUCCCAAAGAUUCGAAGUCCCAUCUUCAUUUUUAACAGACUCGUCUACAUCUUAUGAGUCCCUCCAUCCAAGAGUUUCUUCAUCUGUUCUGACUUCUGAUCCGUCUUCGGAUCGCCAUUCUUCCUAUACCCAGACAUCGUCUCUUAAUUCUUUCUUACCGUCCUCCUCUCUUAACCUCUCAUCAUCGUCGAAGUCUCCUGGAAGUAGGUAUCAGAGAGCUUCCCCUCCUCUACCACUUCCGCCAUAUUUAUCCCGUUUUCUGAAUUUACAGACAACAGGUCGCUCACCCCCCACUGUUGUUUCCCUUGCCAGGCAACAUGAGUAUCCUUCUUCAACGCCUCUAUCAACGCAGCAGAGUCCCAGGGAUAGUGUAUCCAUCCCAAGGAGCUCCCUAUCCACAGUCAACUCUCAACUGGUCCAGAGUCUACCUGCUAUACGUCUCCCAUUAGAGAAAACGGGCACCUUUUUGUCUUCUGAUGACCCGACCGACGCUGCUGUGUAUUCACUUCUUUCUUCCAAUGAUACUCUUCUGGCGUUUCUAACCCCAUCCCAUAUAAAGUCAGCAAUAUCUUCCUCCCUCCCCUCACCACUUCGAACACCGGAUUCCUCAACAGAUUCAAGUGAAGGAACUCUACCCUAUCCACCCUCAGCCCUCGCUUCUUACUUUAACUAUCCUUUCCAGCUUCUCAAUAUUUCUUCUCUAUCGGAAAUUCCCUCUCGCUUGUCAGUAGGCUCUUUCCCCUUUCGCGUCUCAGCUUCCCAGACAGGAGAAGAUGCUGGCCGAUCGGGAUCUAAAUCACAAGGUGCGGCCGAGAGUAAUACAAAGACUUCUUCCGCCAACGAUGAACUUAUUUCUGCCAUUGCUAAUCUUCUUCUUCGUGAGAAAAUGAACGAAAUGAGAGAGAAUGCAAUGCUGAAAGAAAGUCCGAUGAACUUCAUGCCAGACAUUGAACAAACAGCUACUGCCAAUGAGUCAAAAUCACCAAAGAUGACUUCUGAUGGCUAUGAUGCCAGCCUGAACUCAACUGAUAGACUGGUAACUGGUACAGAAUGGAUGAAAUUUAUUACAAAACAUUUAAAGCCCAUUUCCAAUGGCAUGAAAAAGACAGAAGAAUCGUCCAAAGACCACGAUGACUUCCCAUUUAAUGUCCUAUUGGGAACAAAUAUGAUGUCUAAGUUGGCCUCACGAAUUCGUCCUGAAGAGGACGACGAGAAAACCUUAACACCACAAAUCUCAGACAUAGAGAAAAUGGCCAGGAAAGAAAAUUCUCAACAGGAAAUGCCACGAUUCUCCCAAGCAGACGUUCUCAACUCCAACUUGGGUGAAAAUAACGUCUUUCAACUUUUCAAGCCGAUAAUUCCAGCCCGAAAUGUAAAUGACAAGGAGGACGAACUUAAGAAAACUGUGGAGAAGAAAGACUCCUGGCUGACAGCGGAAGUUGAUCUCGGACCAAUGGGGAUCCUCACCUUGGAAAUUGGUGAUUACCUCAGUGAUCAAAUGUACUUAGACGUUGACAUCAACGCUCGCGAACAACCUGCAGCUAACAACGCCUCCAACAAUAAUAGCGAAUUUGACUCAUUGAUCAGUAAAGACACGUUAAUGGACGCGUUAAGCGUGCUCAAAGGUACUGGGCAAGGGCUCUCAGAAUCUAAUCUCAGUCAAGGAAAUAUUGACAAGCUAAGGUCAUGGCUGAAUAGGGUCACUGGCCACACCCAGGCUGGCCAUACAGAGAGUGUUCUUAGCCAGGACGAGACACCCAACCCGCCUUUCCAGGUCCAUCUUAGCUUCUCCUCACCAGUCAACAAAACCAUGCUGGUCAAACUCUCAAACAUCCUCAAGACGAACACCUCCGGCGCCAGCAGCCCCAACCUCGUCAAACCUCUUAUAAAUCUUAACGUGACGUCCGGGAGAGUAGCGGCGAAGGCCAACUCCUCAGACGCCGCCAAGCGGUCACGUCUAACACAAGCUUACUACUACUAUCAUCGUCUCGGGCAGCAAGCGCAGUCUCAGGAGCGUAACCGAAUGGGUUUCUUAAGUGACGAGAGCCUCAGUAAUCAACUUAAACAAGAAAGGUCCCCUCAAGACGAUGCAAGUGGAGUAAUCAAUCUUUGGAAAGUCAUCCCGACGCUCAAUUUAAACUUUGACAACGAGACCAGGAACUCGCUGUACAACGAGAGUUCACUGCGGAGCUUCAUGAAGAAUGCCAUAUCAUUCUGGAACUCGGCCUUGAGGCAGGUGGACUCAGGAGACCAGGACCGAGACGUAACCCAGCAUCGUACUGGCCACCGCCCACCUCUGCCACCCCAUGAACUAACAGCGCCUCCAGGGGCCAGAGAGAAUUCCCUUGGACCUCAAGUUGGGCCACUGGAAGCCUACACAAGGCCACUGGAAGCCUACACAAGGCCACUGGAAGCCUACGCAAGACCACUGGAAGCACCCGUGAGCCCACUGGAAGCAUACAUAGACCCACUGGACAAACUCAUAAAGCCCUUAGAAGCAUUUAUAAAUCAAUCAAGAACCCACGUCAACUUCCUGAUCGAAAAGAAUCGACUUGCAAAAGCAUACUCCAACUCGUCGAAGACACAACCCACACCCGCUGCAACGAACACCGAGUCACCCAUCCCGUCUAUACCGCCACAAGCGAUCUAUGGCGACAAUCCAGCGGCUAGACCGAACGCUUCGACGGUAAAUCAUCCGAGAAACCUCCGUGACUUAGCAGUUGCGUAUCCCUACCACCUCCCUCCUUCGGCUCCCAGCGAGGACCAGCUGCUGGCGUGGAUGUUGCAUGGGAUGAAGGCUGAUAGAGAUCUCAGAGGAGAUGGUGCACAGAUUGGUAGAGAUAGGGGUGGGGAUCAGCAGGCUGUCUGGGAUAGGAACAGGGAACAGCAGGCUAUCUGGGAUAGGAACAGGGAACAGCAGGCUAUCUGGGAUAGGAACAGGAAUCAGCAGGGUGUCUGGGAUAGGAACAGGGAACAGCAGACAAUAUGGGAUAGGAACAGGAAUCAGCAGGCUAUCUGGGAUAGGAACAGGGAACAGCAGGCUAUAUGGGAUAGUAACAGGGAUCAGCAGGCUGCCUGGGAUAGGAACAAGGAGCACCAGGUUGACUGGGAUAGUAACAGGGAUCAACAGGCUGUCUGGGAUAGAAGCAAGGAUCAGAAUGCUGCCUGGCAUAGAAACAGGGAUCAACAGGCUGCUUGGGAUAGAAACAUGAAUCAACAGACUGCCUGGGAUAGAAACAGGGAUCAUCAGGCUGCCUGGGAUAGAAACAGGGAUCAACAGACUGCCUGGGAUAGGAACAGGAAACAAGAGGGUGUCCUGGAUCGAAACAGAAAUGAUCCUUGGGAUACAGGCAGGGAUAAUAACUAUUCCAGAGAUAGGAACAGAGAUAAUAAAGCAGCCUUGGAUAAGAACACUGAACAACUGGCUAUCUUGGAUAGAGAGAUGAAACAACAAGCUAUCUGGAACAGAAAUAUACCGCACCAGGUUAUCUUGGAUUGGACAAAAGAGCAACAGGCUAUAUGGGAUAGGGAAAGACACCGAGGUAGUGUAGGGGAAGGUAGAGGUGAUCGCCGAGCUGACGGGGAAAGAAGGCGAGAUUUUGAAGGCAAAAGCGGAAGACUUUAUGCAGAAAGAAAGCAAAAUAGCCAUGUCCCCCCUGCAGGCGGGAAGCGUCUUCAAAGCGGUGGAGACAGCGAGAGUCUCAAGAAUGGCAGAGAUAAGGAGAUUCUCAAGAAUGGCAGAGAUAAGGAGAUUCUCAAGAAUGGCGGAGAUAGGGAGAUUCUCAAGUCUAUUAUAGAGAGGGAGAUUCUAAAGAACGGUGGAGAUAAAAGAGAUCUCGAUAAUAGCGGAAAUGUAGCAGAUUUCAAGAAUGGUGGAAAACGGGGUAAUCUAACGAAUGAUAGAAGCAUAGAUCUCGAUAAUUAUGGAGACAAGGCAAACCUCAAGGGUGAUAGAGCGAGAGAAGGAAGGCAAGAAGAGGGAGACAAAAAUGAUCACAAGGACACUCUGGAUGGAAGGGACCAUAAGAGUAACAUAGACCUGAGCAACUACAGUAUAUUCAUAGACAAACACGAGGCUUACCAGACCCGAAAGGACAGAGCAGGAGAUCUGGAGGCUGGAGGUGUCCAUGGAGACCAACAGGUAUACCAGAACUCACUAGGAGACCCAUUUGUUGUGGUGGAGGCUCCUGAUCUAUCCCGGCACUCUUCAAAGAGCCCUUAGAAGCAUUCAUAAAUCAAUCAGAAACACACGUCAACCUCCUGAUCGAAAAGAAUCAACUUGCCACCACGGAAUGUUUGGGAAAUUAAACCCAAUAUUAUAUUGUACAUAAGUAGAUAUUGCUUUUUUAUCUAUUGUAAGAGAUUAAGAAUAUAGUAAUAGAGGAAAUUGUGUAGGACCUAUUGGUCCAUUAGAGGCAGCUUGUGUAUGUCAAACCUUCGGUUGAAACAACACAGCGACCCCACAUCAACUGUAAUUACCAGAAAAUUGCUCUCGAAUUCCACAUCCUUAUUUCCAACCCAUUCUCGCUCCCCCCACCACCAAACUCUUUUCUAAAGCUAAACUUAUCAAAUUGAUAUACGUUGCUUCAUGCCCUAUUUUAAGUAGAUAUUUAUAGUUCUGAAAUACGAUUCCUGUCGUCAUAGUCUUUCGUCUAUUUCUAUGCUGCUAUCAAGUCCCUUCUUAAUCGUUCUAGAGAGUGCAAAUUAAGCUUACCUGAUCUACUGUUCAUAAGUGAGGUUCCUAAUUCCCGGAAUUAACUUUGUCAUCCUUCUCUUGACAAGUUCAAGAGAAUUUAUGUCCAUAGUACGGUGGCCAAAGCUGUACUGCACAACCUAAAUGGUACCUAACAAGACCAAGAUAAAGGUGAAUAACUUUGAAA